GUGUGUUUUUGUCGGUCAGGGGGAGGGUCGGGUGAGUGUGUGUGUACCAGGGGCGGCUUGUCAACCUUCCUAUCUCAGUGUUGAUGUGUCAGAUGCCUGUCGCUGCGGAGAGAGACACAAACAGACGGAGAGACCUCGACACUGAAGAGAAGCUCUCUUCUUCCCUCUCCUCCUCUUCUGCGUUCUGUUCUUUUUGUCUUCUUCUCCUCGCCUCUCCCCUUCACUCCGUUCCUCCCUCCCUCUCUCUUGACCUUCCCCCUCUUCUCCUCGUUCUGUUUGUUUGUUGUUCAUCCGUCCUCUCCGCCUCUCUCCCAUUCUCACCCCUCAGCCUGUCCUUAGCUCUCUUUUCUCCACCUUUUCUGCUGACCUCUUCCUCCCUCCCUGUUUACCCUUCCCUUUUCUGCUUCCUCUUCUCCUCUUCUUUUCUCCUUCUUCUUCUCUGUCUCCUACUUCUGGAUGGAGAGUUACUCUCUCCUCUUCAGUUCCUCCCAGGGAGCGGGACUUCUGUCAGGAUUUCAGCGUCUGCGAUCUGAUAGGAGGAUGUGUGACGUCGUCCUGGAAACCGGGGGGGUGUCUUUCCCGUGUCACCGCGCACUAUUGGCCAGUUCCAGUGAGUACUUCUGGGCUCUGUUUGGAGAGAGCACGGUGGAGAGGUUAGCGCCCACUGUUAGCCUCCCAGCGCUAACGCCUCGGGGACUAGACAUCAUCCUGGACUUCUUGUACUCUGGUUGGCUCAGCCUAUCACCUUUAACCCUUCCCAUUGUCUUGGAAACCGCCAGGUACCUGCAGGUGCAUGAGGCUGUGUCGAUAUGCGAUCGCUUCCUUAACGACGGGUUGUCACUCAACACCUGCUGUUGCUACGCUAACUUGGCGGAAUGCCAUGCCCUUCCGGAGGCCCUUGCAGCCUCCAAUCAAACCAUCACCAUGGAGAUGGCAGCAUUGUUACAAGACAAAAGGGAGGAUCUCUUAGAGCUCAACAUCCAAUCAUUGACAGCCGUGCUGGAGGCCGAAGAGAUUCCCGGUGUUAAGGAGGCAGAGCUAGUGAGGCUGGCUCUGGAUUGGUUGGAGGUGAACGGGCCGCUGCCAUUGGUCCGUUCAAACCUGCUGCUCAGCCGUCUACGUUUCGGAUUGGUCACGCCCUCUGACCUGGCAAUACUAAGCCACGCCCACCCAGCAAUGGCCACACCUCUCAUGAGGAGUCAUGUGACACGAGCGCUGGAGUAUCACGGGCAGGGAGCUGCUCGACCAAUCAGACAGAGCAGACAAACCACUCUGAGGUCAUCAGCCAAUCAUGUGCUGUUAGUAGGGGGUGGGGUCAAUCCAGACUCUCCAGAUCAGGAAGUGCUGACUUUCGACCUCAAAAACAGGAAGUGGUCAUCACUGGCCCCCAAUCUCCCACGACUGCUAAAGAACCACUGCGUGUGCUGUGUUGGAGGGUUCCUCUUUGUGAUUGGAGGAGAGGAGGUCGUGGGAGGAACCGAGGAGGGGGGAAAAACUCUCACCACCACGACAACCAACCAAGUGUGGCGGUAUGACCCUCGCUUUGCAUGCUGGGAGGAAGUGGAGUCCAUGCUGGAGACAAGAGCCCAGUUCACCUGCUGUGUGGUUGACGAUGUCAUAUACGCCAUAGGAGGACAACACCCCCGCGCGGACACACACACCUCGAUGGCAUCCGUGGAGUUUUACAACAUGACUGCAGGGGUGUGGCGGAGGGCCACCCCUCUGCCCCGCCCCCUUUAUGGCCACGCCUCCGCCGUGCUAGGACAAGCCCUGUUUGUCUCUGGAGGUAUCCCUGGCCACCAGGGCUGUCACCAAGGUGGUAGCCGUGGUGACCAGCGAGGCAGCAGCAAAGAGCUUCUUUUUCUAGACCUUGGCGUUGGAGGGAAGACCUGGGAGACGAGAGCCCCGAUGUCCAUCGCUCGCUUCCGACACCACAUGGCAACGGUUGCCGGGAGCAUCUACGCCCUUCUGGGAAUGUACGAGCCCUUCUGCGACAUAGAGCGGUACGAUUCGCUGGCGGAUCACUGGACCCGCCUCCGCCCGCUCCUCAUAGGCUCGUUCAGCUAUGGACUGGCUGUCACUGCCUCCGGUACCCUCCUGCUAUUCGGAGGCAGGAAGUGGAUGGACGGACAGGAAGUCACUGUGAAAAGCGUUCUAGAAUACGACAGGGAGAAGGACCGCUGGAAGGAGAUAUGUCAGCUACCCAGACCUCUGUGUGGCUCUGAAUGUACACUGCUGGCUCUGCCCAACUAACACACACACACAGGAAUUAUGGGACAGAUCCAUCAAACACUAAUAAAGGAGAGGAAUAAUGUGUGCCUGUUUCAAAAUAGGGAGAGAGAGAGAGGAGGAGGAGAAGGAGAGGAGAUCUCUGAAUGAAAAGAUGCAAAUCAUGCUUGUAUAUGGUGGGAGACACAGGAAGUAACAUGUCCUAGUUGUUUUGGCUGAUAACUGCCAUCCCCUGUGAACUACUGUAUGAACAUCUUAACUUCUCGUUUCUCUGCUGAGACGUUAGUAAAUCUUCACAAGGGCCUCGGGCAUUGGUCUCUCCUGCUCUACUCAUCUCUUACCCUCUCGCCCUGAGAGAGUGAAGUCUGCUGUUCAGCCAACAAUCACAGAGGUGUACGUAGGGCCAGCUAUGGUGGGCAACAAGCCCUCUAGUUCCAGAGCCUGUAUACUUAGUCUACUUUAGUCUUUUAACAAUGUGCUCGAAAACUGUCAUUUUUCGCAGUUUGAGCGGCAUGUCUGAAUCUGCUGUGUUGGUUUCGUUUGGUUUCUGUAGACCGAUUGUCGAAUUGCAAUGCUUUAGGACUGAAUGUUGUCUACAUUGUCUAAAACGUUUAAUACUUUUAAUGUAAUCUCUAUAUCAAUAUCUAACAACUUUAAAUACCAUCUGCUAUCACACUGGUUAGAACAAAUGUGAUAAUUAGAUAGUUUAACAUUCCAAAUGGUCAUUUAAUGAGGAAAUAUGAAACACAUAAAGUUUCUCUAAUCUGACAUGUUGACUGGUUCUGGUCAUCUGUCUGUUACUCUGCGCAUGUUGGCUUCAUCUUGGAAUGUAAUCACUUUAAUGGCCUAGUUUGUCAAACACACACAUGCACGCACGCACGAAGACACACUCACACAGCAUACACACACGUACACACCCACACUCACACACAAGCAUAUACACCCACACAGCAUACACACACACACACGUGUACGCAUGGACACACAUAUUCUCACACUUCCGAUGACAGAGAAAGAAAAGCAGGUGAGAAGUUCCUCGUCUCAGAAUGACCCCGACAGACAAACUCAAACACACAGCUCUCCUCCCAACAGCUGAACUUUAUUAACUCCAGCUUGCCCCACACGUCAACAUAAUAGAUAUAUAUAUUUUUAUAUAUGUAUAUAUAUUUAU
Osmerus eperlanus (European smelt) is the source of this 3400-nucleotide messenger RNA. Its product is annotated as kelch-like protein 34. The record is from RefSeq and is a predicted model, not a curated record. Gene Ontology annotation, molecular function: protein binding. The coding region runs from base 457 to 2253 and encodes 598 amino acids. The transcript has a single exon. NCBI's taxonomy places the organism in Eukaryota, Metazoa, Chordata, Actinopteri, Osmeriformes, Osmeridae.